This is a messenger RNA of Letharia columbiana, 255 nucleotides long. RefSeq lists its product as uncharacterized. The transcript has 6 exons. NCBI's taxonomy places the organism in Eukaryota, Fungi, Ascomycota, Lecanoromycetes, Lecanorales, Parmeliaceae. The record is from RefSeq and is a predicted model, not a curated record. Gene Ontology annotation, molecular function: RNA binding. Gene Ontology annotation, biological process: mRNA splicing, via spliceosome. Gene Ontology annotation, cellular component: U4/U6 x U5 tri-snRNP complex; U6 snRNP; Lsm1-7-Pat1 complex. The coding region runs from base 1 to 255 and encodes 84 amino acids.
AUGACAUCUCAAUUAUUACCCUUGGAGUUAAUCGACAAAUGCGUUGGCUCACGCAUUUGGGUGGUGAUGAAAGGGGAUAAAGAAUUUGCAGGUACGCUGUUGGGCUUCGAUGACUAUGUCAAUAUGGUGCUUGAGGAUGUGACCGAAUUUGACUACAGCGGCUCUCAUACGAAGCUCCCGAAAAUCCUACUAAAUGGCAACAAUAUUUGCAUGCUCAUUCCCGGCGGUGAGGGUCCUGAAACGACUGAAUCAUGA